AUGGAUAUGACCGUGAUCUCAAGGCAAUUUGCAGUGAUCGUCAAUAAGAAAGGCAUUCAAAUUCUGAAGAGGAUUAGUGCCUGUGCAUAUACGAAAGGCAAUGUGAAUAACUCAUCUUCUUCUAGUGCUCAGUUUUUUGAGGUCUCUGGGCAUAGAGGUUUUCUACCAGCCAUGGAUCCUCUGCCUCAUCUCUCACACCCACAAUUCAGUCCAUGGGAAGAAACUCUGCACGAUCUCCCCAAGUUGCUUGCUGCCUUCGACCAUGGCCAAAAGCUCCGCCAAACUAUAGAGAAAUUACCACCAUUUCCUUACCAAGAUUUGUUACUAGGAGGAGAUUCAGAGAUUUGGAGAGGAAUGUUGGUUUUGGCGUUCAUGACACACGCUUAUAUAUGGGGCGCUCCAUCUCCAGUAAGUGUGCUUCCCAGUAAGUUGGCAGUUUCAUUCUGCGAAGUUUCUUCAAGCCUGGGCAUGCCUCCUGUUCUGACAUAUGCCUCUUAUGCUCUCUUGAGUUGGCGUAUUGUGGACAAAACCUCUGCAAUCGAGCUGGGAAACAUAGUCUGUCUUCAAAAUUUCUAUGGUGGUUUGGACGAAGAAUGGUUUCGUCUUGUCCAUGUUGAUAUUGAGGCCAAGGCAGGUGUAGGAUUGAAGGCCGUGGUGGAUGCCCAUGAUGCUGUUGCUCAACAAGAUGUGGCUCAGGUAAGGGAAUCUCCCCACUCUUCUGUUGCAUUGUUUAAAUACGUUUUUUUCCUUGGUAAUCAUAGAGCAGCUCUGUAUGCUAAUGGUAGGUCUUAG
Molecule: messenger RNA, 792 nt
Organism: Cryptomeria japonica (Japanese cedar)
Lineage: Eukaryota; Viridiplantae; Streptophyta; Pinopsida; Cupressales; Cupressaceae
Product: indoleamine 2,3-dioxygenase-like
Exons: 1
Coding region: 1-792 (263 amino acids)
Molecular function (GO): heme binding; metal ion binding
Source: RefSeq, a predicted model, not a curated record